Messenger RNA from Mytilus trossulus (common blue mussel), 920 nucleotides. Its product is annotated as calmodulin. Gene Ontology annotation, molecular function: calcium ion binding; enzyme regulator activity. The record is from RefSeq and is a predicted model, not a curated record. The transcript has 5 exons. Bases 272 to 721 code for a protein of 149 amino acids. NCBI's taxonomy places the organism in Eukaryota, Metazoa, Mollusca, Bivalvia, Mytilida, Mytilidae.
AUACAAUAAUAAUCACGACGAGAAAUCGAUGAGGGAUACUUAAAUCAAACAGGCUGCUGGAAAAGUAGUCCCAACUUAAAACUCGGAUUUUAAUAUAUAUUUAGAGACACAUAACUAAUUUGUCAAAGUUUACUCAUUGUUACAUUAAUUUAAAGGUAACAGGAACUCCUAUUCGUGUAUCCUGCAUAAAUUUAGGUGAAACCGGAAAAGAUACUUGCAGAUUCUAACAUCGUCAGGAAGAAGAUUCGUCUGCCAAAAAUCACAAUCUAUCAUGGCCGAUCAGCUUACAGAAGAACAAAUUGCAGAGUUUAAGGAAGCUUUCAGCUUGUUUGAUAAAGAUGGUGAUGGAACCAUUACCACAAAAGAACUUGGUACAGUUAUGAGGUCAUUGGGACAGAAUCCAACAGAAGCUGAACUCCAAGAUAUGAUCAAUGAAGUGGAUGCUGAUGGCAAUGGAACAAUAGACUUUCCAGAGUUUUUGACAAUGAUGGCCAGAAAAAUGAAGGACACAGACAGUGAAGAAGAAAUCAGGGAAGCAUUCCGUGUGUUUGACAAAGAUGGUAAUGGUUUCAUUAGUGCAGCAGAAUUGAGACAUGUAAUGACAAAUUUGGGUGAAAAAUUAACAGAUGAAGAAGUAGAUGAAAUGAUUCGUGAAGCAGAUAUAGAUGGUGAUGGACAAGUUAAUUAUGAAGAGUUCGUAACGAUGAUGACCUCAAAGUAACCGAUGGAAGGAUUUGUUACCAUUCUUCAUUUUUCAUAGCUUCCAUUCAUUAAUACCAGCAUUGUGCUACCCUGUGCACUUAAUUCUAGUCAUUUUUUCAAUUUUUUGUAUAAGGUUGUAGGUCAUGUUCUUGUAUUUAAAUUUGACUGAUUUGGAUAAAAGGAAAAUGAAUGCAAGGAAUAAAAUAUACAAAUGUCAA